Messenger RNA from Haliotis rubra (blacklip abalone), 2974 nucleotides. RefSeq names its product mucin-17-like. The transcript is spliced from 3 exons. The coding region runs from base 1 to 2472 and encodes 823 amino acids. The record is from RefSeq and is a predicted model, not a curated record. Lineage: Eukaryota; Metazoa; Mollusca; Gastropoda; Lepetellida; Haliotidae.
AUGACUUCAGGGACAGGAAGUCCGGGGCAGGUGCCCUUCAAGAGGAAACGCAGAAUUAAACCCAUCCCAUGUAAACCAGUCACGUCAGCAUUACCUGUGUUCUCCUCCCCUGUGAUGCACCCACUGUCGCCAGCACAGACCCCAGAACCGUGCUCCCCAGCCCCCUCAACACACCUCCAGGUGUCCUCUCCCUGCGUACCACCAGUGCCACAUGGACAGUCGGGCCUGAUGUCCCCACCACUGUCAGUGUCGGCUCACAGGUCACGGACACCAUCCCAUGUUCCUCAACAAUCUUCAUCACCGUGUAUGGAGUCUCGAGGACGGGGCAUGUCGUCUUCCCCGCCUCAGUCACCCAGCAUCAGACAAUCACCAGGAACACAAGUAGUUCCAUCACAAGAUUUACAGCAUUAUCAGCCUACUGAGUCACCAUUUCAGUCCCCUCAGUACCAGGCAGACCCAAGUCUUAUGUCACCUCAGGGGAUACAUCCUGGCACACCAGCUCCAUGUGUUGAUCCCAUAACCAGUCCUCCAACCUCUCAACCCUGUGUUGCUUCUCCUGCUCCUACAACUGUACUUCAUUCGUCAUUCCAGACAUCACAACCAUUGCAUCAAAAUGGUACAAUAUCGCAGACCCCGUCCUUGGAUCCAACUGUGUCAUGUGUGAAAAUACAGCCCCAAACAGUGGUGUCAUCCAUUCAACAGGUGACUUCCUUUCCAGAAAAUGGUGUACACAUAAACAUUGAGGAGAAUGGUGUUAUUAAAACUUAUUCCAUGGAUGAGACCAAUAGAGGUCAACAACUUUUGCCAACAAACGGUCUUCCAAAAGUUGCUGUGAUCAACUCAUGUCCUCCUAACGCAGUGCCAUCAUCAGUUAUAUCGAACACCAGCUUUUGUCCUCGUCCUGUAACUGUUAAUCCUCUCCUGUCUACCUCUGUUCUGACAAUGACCACAAGCAAUAAUAUCCUGAACAGUAUUGCUCCUUGUCCUUCGACUAUCUAUGUGACACAACCAGUCAUGACCCCAUCCUCUGUUGUCCACACAAAGUCCUCUACCUCUCAGCCCCAGUCCUCAGAAAGCCCCCUGGUGUCCUCAGUCCUUGUCCCCCAGUCCUCUACAGUUAACCACCAAUCAUCUGGUGUUCAGCCCCAGUCCUCUAUUCUUCUCGCCAAGUCCUCUGGUAGUGUUCAGCCUGAGUCCUCUGAAGCCCCCUCAAUGUCCUCAGUUAUCAUGCCCGAGUUCUCUGAAGCCCUGUCCCAGAGCUUGUCUGUCCCAACCCAGUCCAUGUCUGCAUACAGUCCCUCUACUAUGGAGGACAGUCUUCAUACAGUGACGGCCCUACCAGGGAGCAUCCUGACUGUACGACCACACAGUCCUUCACCAACACUGACUGUUGGCCCUGGCCCUGUUGACAUCAGGCCCUGCCCUCAAUCUCAAGGCAGCCUCCCAACCGCCAUAUCGAGUGCUCUACUCUGCACUAACUCACAGAUGAGUUUUGAUCUUCUGGAAGAGAACACGCUGUCAGACUUUGUCCUGCCUGUCAAGCCAGCAGAAGAUCAGGUGCAGACGGUUGUCCUCACAGACACCAAUGUAAGUCUGCCAACUGUUGUGGUCAACGAUCAGAUAUAUGACUUGACAAUGUCUCCUAAUGGCAAACAGUUAAUUCUGAAGAACCCCAGGCCCAUAAGUGACUCUCAAACAAGCUCAUACCAACCUGUGACUGUUGUGCCGUCAAGUAUUCCUCAAAUCCGAUCCAAGAUGACACCCGUGAAACUGGGAAGCCAAAACACGGUUGUUACGGUGUCACCUAAACUUCCUGCAACAUCUCCUAGGCUCUCAAAGUUGCAAGAAAUUGUUAAACAAUCUGUAUCACCCAAAUUUAAGACUUCAUGCAAACCAAACAUUUUAAGCAAAAGUCCCAGACAGACAAAGACUGUAAGCUUACCGUGUGAUGGCUAUUUUGUCAGCCCAAACCAGGAGAAAACAGAAACAGUGUUGAACUCGUCGGAGACAAUUGCAGAUGAUCAGUAUAUAGCAAUUCCUUUGGGCCGACUAGUUGAAGAGAGUCACAAGAGAUCACUCAGUUUUGAUAAACGGGCCCCUACAGAUAGUAUUUCAAAUGCAAAACCAGAACCACCUAAAGAGAAGCCUAUGUCAAAGUCGUCGUCUUGUAAACGACCCAUUAAAGCCAAAAUAAAGAUGGGCGACCGCAGACGAUAUCCCAAAGUGAAUGGUGUUUCAGUAAUGAAUGUUGAGGUUGGAUGCCCCACUGGCAAAUCAUCAUGUAUAAUGAGUUUAAUGACUGGGGAUAAACCGGCUCGUCACAAAUUGAAAACAAAGAAAAAGGUGACAAAUGCUAAACCAGAUAAAGAGCAGACGUCUUUGACAAAGGGAACUGUUUCUGGUAGUUCAGCAGUAAAACAACCACCAAGGUCCAAAGCAAAGAAUUUAUCCCAGGCAAAUGAAGGGGGGUAACAAUGGUACCUCCUCUCUGCUUGGAGUUAACCUACCUGUCAAAGUAUUUGAGAAUAAACAGUUGGAAGCAUCCAGAGGAGAGUCUCCGACAAGAUUCCAGAAGUUUGUACCCCUCACCCAAACCUCCAGCCCAAGUGUGCAGAUCAGCUCCCUCAGCCAGCCACCAGGCUUCUCAACCGAGGGAACGAUCACAACAACAGUUGGAGGAAGAAAAUAUAAGUGUUCAGAUAAACAGUCGGUCUUAGGGGGAAUGAAUGGCACCUGUGCUUCGUUUUUGUCUGAAGACAGUAACCUAUCCAGUACGAGCUCCAUUCUGACAGCAGCAUCAGAUCCGGGCCCACUGAGAGGUGGGAUGCUCAAGAUGUCGUCCAGGCGGAGAGAGGUUGUAGCACGCACGUUGUCAAUCAUUCCGGAAUGUAGGCUGCCUGGCAAAAUGAAAGGCAGCAGGAAACGGUCAGGCAGCCAUGUCUCUCUCGAUAACCUCUCAGGUAGUGCUCGAAAG